Messenger RNA from Exophiala viscosa, 1475 nucleotides. Its product is annotated as hydroxylacyl-CoA dehydrogenase. Gene Ontology annotation, molecular function: NAD+ binding; L-gulonate 3-dehydrogenase activity. NCBI's taxonomy places the organism in Eukaryota, Fungi, Ascomycota, Eurotiomycetes, Chaetothyriales, Herpotrichiellaceae. The coding region runs from base 351 to 1370 and encodes 339 amino acids. The transcript has a single exon. The record is from RefSeq and is a predicted model, not a curated record. Gene Ontology annotation, biological process: fatty acid metabolic process.
UGAUUAACAGUAUUCAAGUCUGUACCAGUCAAAUGCCGACUCACACCUUGAUUGAAAGUGAGACUGUUUGACAUUUGUAGGGUUUGUCUCGACCGACGACAUUGAGAAGAGAGUCCGUGUACAUGAACUGCCCGAUCGAAGAUUGAACCGAGGCAAUAAAAGGAGACGUCAAGUAGACCUCGCCGUCUCCGAAAAUAUAUACAUAUAUAUAUAUAUCCACGCCGCUAGAGCCUCGACAGUAACAACAUCGCCAGCAAAGCCCGUCAUAUAGAUCCUGCCUUACUAUUUCUAGCAACACCAUCUAGAAGAACCACACUGGGCGAAGAUCAUAAGUCAAGUUCCACGCCAACAUGUCCGACCCCAAUCCCACAUCGUCGUCACAGCACACUCUUCCUCAUUUCGACGAGCAUAUCACCCUAAUCGGUCUCGGCGCCAUAGGCAUAUCCUUCCUGGCCCUCCAUCUGACAUACAGUUCCGCGCCAGUGUCCGUGUACGACCCUCGCCCAGAUCUGCAAGAGCACAUCUCGUCCGUCCUCCCACUGUACUUACCCUCAGACAUACCAACACUAUCCAUCUCAACCCUGCUUUCUGCCGGACGACUCACCAUCCACACUUCCCUAUCAUCGGCCGUCAGGGACGCGACUAUAAUCCAGGAACAAGGUCCCGAAUCCCUCCCCUUCAAACAAAAGACGUGGUCCGAUGUCCUUCAGCACGUCAAGCCAACAGCACACCUCUGGUCCUCAACCUCCGGCAUCCCAGCCAGCCAACAACUAUCGCAUCUGGAGGCGGACGAUCCCGCCAGAAAGCGGUUGCUUGUCGUCCACCCCUUCAAUCCACCUCAUAUAAUGCCGUUGAUCGAACUCGUGCCGUCUCCCACCACUGCACCGUCAGAACUAGAACAUGUAAAAGCAUACUUCUCAGCUCUCAACUCAGGCCACCGCCCGAUCACCAUCCACAAAGAAUCAGCAGGCUUCGUCGCCAACCGUCUGUCCUUCAUUUUAUUCCGGGAAGCAUGCCACCUCGUCAAUGAAGGUGUGGCAUCGGCCGAAGAAAUCGACGAGAUUGUCCGCGCGAGUCUAGGGCCACGAUGGGCUGUUGCCGGACCGUUCAAGAUGUACGGCUUUGGCGGUGGACCGAAAGGUAUGGCGGGCUUCUUGGGGAACAUAGGUGAGUCGAUCAAUGAGGUGUGGAAGGAUGCGGGGAGUAUCACUAUGAAUGACGAGGGAUGGAAAGGGAAGGUGAUUGAGCAGACGAAUGAGGCGUAUGGGUUGCCUGGGGCUGAAGAUAUCAAGAAACGAGAUUGGGGUUUGAGAGCGGUGGUUAAGAUUCAGGAGGAGAUCGAGGGUAAAGCGAGGCCAGGUGAGGCAUGAGAGCAGCGUCGUUGUGAGGAUGACAGAAAACCAAGCACCACAGGAAGUGCUAGUGUGGGCGAGCAAGCGAGCAUAUGGUAGAUGCAUGAAACAGGUGCUGUGAGA